AUGGAGAGGCCCGACAUAGAGUAUUUAAAUCUGCCUGAGAAGGUUAAGAAAAAGUUGUAUGCCUUCAACAUAAAUACGAUUGAGAAAUUAAGCACGAAUUAUCUGGAGGGCGUCGACGUGGAGGAGGUCAAUGCAGGACAGGAUGAACUGUUCCGUUACCACUUGCGAGACUUGGGAGUGCCAAAUGAGGACGGGGAAGAAGGCCGAGCAGAUUAUUCUAAGGACCCCCUCCAUGGUUAUAACCACCCUGUGAGCGAUCAGGAAAAUUAUUGUUAUGGUGGGAGUCAUGCAGACACGGACGAUGAGGGAGGCGUGCUGAUGGACUCGCUGAGCGACGGGGGGGAGUCGUCCUCAUCAUCCCCAUCAGCGUCCGUGUCAACGUCAACGUCAACGUCAACGUCAACGUCGGCUUCUAUGUCUACCACGGGGCAUGAGCGCGCCCCACCAACUUCUCCCCCCGAAAGGAGAAAAUACACGGUGCUCAAAAGUAUAAACCUGUGGACGAACCUAAAGAGUAGCAACAGUUUAGUGGGGGCGUCGGGAAAGGUUGUGAAGAAUAGCGUGCCAGUGCAUAUAACUAGGUGCAAAAAUCCGGAGGGACUUGAGAAGGAUUUCCUGACCUGCUCGAAUUACAUGAAGGCAUCCCUCAGCGAGGUGACGUCUGUUAAAACGAAUAGUCAUGCACUGAACAAGCUCCUCGGAAACGGUCUCCAAAGGUCUAAAAUAUAUUUCUUAUAUGGGAAAAAGACAAAAAUAAACAAAAUCAUUUUGCUCAAUUUAUUAUGUGACGUUCUCGCUGGAAGUUCGUCCACUUCAGUUGCGGUGUUCAUAUACUUUAGCUACAUUAACGACGUAACAUUAAUUUAUAACAUUUUAAAAGAAAAAAUGAAAAGGGGGAGAAAAAAGAAGCACUCAUUGGAUGAUAUCCUUAACAGGUUAUUAAUUUUUCGGGUUCAAAGUUUGAGCGAACUUAUUUCCUUUUUGGCACAUGUAAGAAAAGACAGGAGAUUCAGAAAAAAAGCGGAUCAAAAGAACCCAUUUACAGCAAGCCAGCUAGCCAAUGUGACAUGCAUAGGAAUAGACAAUUUAACAAAUUUGUUAAAGCAAUUAAGUGUACAAAAUUCGACUACCUACUUCUACCUCGUCCGGGAGUUAAAAGUUAUUUCUGUUACAUUCAACAUACCCAUAAUUAUAUUUGACUGUGAGAAAUAUCAAGUGGAAGGAACACUUGCGUGGGGCAAAAGGCAAUGUAAAGAAGAGGACGCACAGGAGGGGAAGUACACAGGGAAUGAUUACAAGUACAGAAAUAAUAAAACGAAAUGGAACGGGAAUGCUUCUACCACUUAUGAAAAGACAAGCCGUUUAACACCCCAAGGGGAGGAGCACCCCACGAAUGUGCUCACCGAUGAUGUGCCAUAUUGGACGGGAAGGAAGAAUAGAAGGGCCAAGUGGAAAACGAGCGUACUGUCCUGUGACAGCAAUGAUGAGGGCAGCACGGAGAGUAGUAGCGCCACGGACGACUCGGAGUCGUACCCAGAUUAUUACCACCAGGGGGAGGGAAGCACUAAUGAUAAGUCGGCAAAAUUUGGAAGUGGGCACAGUGGUGACAGUGUAUCGUCCCCUAGUGAAUUGUCUCCCCCGUGCGAAUCAACCGAGACGGAGCAGCAGGACGCGUCGCCCAUCACCAUCCACAUUGAAGAAAUCACACGACAGGGAUCAAGUGAUGAUAAAAAAAAUGCAUUCCCAACUGUGCACAACAGCAAGAACAACUCAAACAAAACGUCCGUCCCGCACCUCACCUAUAACUUAUUUGACUGUGUCCUCGAAGUUGAAGUCCUUCAAAAGAUGCGUGGUGAUAAAAACGUGGUUCGUUUCACUCUGCUCAAAUCACCGAAUAGCAUUACACAUUUCUACGUCCACUGCUGCAUUCAAAAUUAUACACUAACGGACGUGACGUAG
Messenger RNA from Plasmodium fragile, 1959 nucleotides. RefSeq lists its product as uncharacterized. The coding region runs from base 1 to 1959 and encodes 652 amino acids. The transcript has 3 exons. Lineage: Eukaryota; Apicomplexa; Aconoidasida; Haemosporida; Plasmodiidae. The record is from RefSeq and is a predicted model, not a curated record.